Aureobasidium namibiae CBS 147.97 is the source of this 1881-nucleotide messenger RNA. RefSeq lists its product as uncharacterized. The record is from RefSeq and is a predicted model, not a curated record. The transcript is spliced from 5 exons. Lineage: Eukaryota; Fungi; Ascomycota; Dothideomycetes; Dothideales; Saccotheciaceae. Bases 1 to 1881 code for a protein of 626 amino acids.
AUGCAGUUGACACUCUCGGUCGCGGCCCUUCUGGGUGCAGCAGCAGCUCAGGAUCUCUCCUCAACUGUCAACACUCAAUGCUUCACUCGCUAUGCCCUUCAGAGCACUGCAGACAUCGAGACUGUCAAUCUCGCAACUACCACGACUCGCACUGCAACCGUAUCUGUCACUGAGACACCUCAGGAGACCAUGACGCCUGCCGAAGUGACCAGUUCUGUGACUACCACGCGUACUGUCUUCGAGACCACUGUCUUGCCCAUCCAUACCGACACGUAUACCACGUCGGUCACCUUGAGUACGACUCUGACCGACACUGAGACCGAGAAAUACACUCAGACUAUCACGGAAUCUUCGACCACGACAGUGCAGUCUACAACCACGGUCCCUGCUCCUGCUGGUUUCACAAACCUGGCUCAGAUGCAAGGUUAUGCUCAGAAACGCAAUGUAGUCGUUGAAAGGCGUGAAGCUUUGCAAUCCAGAGGUGAAAUCAAGGGCGUGCUUCCAAUCAUUCCAGAAGUCCAGAUCACCGAUGCAGCGCUUAUCGCCCGCGCGGCCAGCACGAGCUCCAAGAAGACCUCUUCGACCAGUUCAAAGAAGUCCGGCUCUUCUUCCAAGAAGACUAGUACUACAAGCUCCAAGACGGCUGCUGCUACUAGCAUCAAGGCCGUCACAUGCGUUGCUUCUGAUCCUGUUCUUGCCGCUAUCAAGAACAACUUCGGCAUGCCUCUUGCCUUCUGUCAGUGGUGGGUCGGAGCUUCGUACAAAUCGACCAGCCCCAUCUCUGGCAUUACCCCUGCCGACAUCACCAGAGUUUGUGCUUGUGUCAAGGCGACUCCGGCCCUCGUAGGCGGAACACAGACUAAGGCUAUGGCUUCGCCCACCGGCGUUAGCAAAGUUGCAUACCUGGAUGCUUUCAGAAAGCUCGUUGCUCAGCCUAUUCCCUUCUGCAACUUCUGGUCCAACUCUCCUACCAGAAGUGGCAGUCCCUUCGUACCGCUCGCUGCACCUGCGGUCUCUCAGGUCUGCAAGGCUAUCGCCGCUACGCCAACUCUCGUCAGCUCGGUCAAAUCGAUUUCUAGCAAGACGAGCACCUCGUCUAGCAAGUCAACCUCGAAAAGUAGCAGCUCCGCCAAAAUCACUAGCCAAUCCUCUAGCUCUAGUAAGCCUGUGAUCAGUUCAAGCAGCCAGCUCAGCUCUAGCAGCCAAGCAAGUUCCAGCAGCAAAGUCAGCACUAGCCAGCUUCCCACAGUUGGUCAGCAGUACCCGGUCGCUGUGUCUUGCACCCAGAGCACAACUAUCCUCACCACGCUCAGCACAACCUUCACGGCAGCCACUACCACCUCCACUGCACCUGUUCCCACGAAGAUGCUCACGUUCACCAAUACUCUCACCUCGACCAUCACUGUAAUUCCUGCGGACCAGACCAAGAUUAUCACUGUCUCCACUGACACAAUCACUGCUACCUCGACCUCGACCACCAGUACGACUGAAACUCAAACCGCUACCUUCACAGUCGCUGUCGCUUCGGCCACUUUCCUGGCUCAGUGCGCUCCCGCCAACAUUGUCGGCAGUGCCGUAGGUCAGAAAAUCGGCACCAUCAGCUUCAACAAGGCAUUCACUCUCCAGUCUCUCUACCUCCAGGACACCACUGGCUACGGUUGCUGCGCUCAAUGCGCCCUCACCGAAAAUUGUGCUGGAUACGCUCAGGCUCCUGCGUCCCAGGGUGGUGCUUGCUACUACCUCACCACUGAUGGCCGAUGCGAUGUCGAGCAGAGCUGGGGUGAUCGCUUCCACUACUACAACACCAACGGUGCUGGAUAUCAGGUCGGUAACGGACAGUGCGGUUUCCUGGGUCCUGCCGCCGGUGUCCCUGUCGUGUAA